Molecule: messenger RNA, 1146 nt
Organism: Eruca vesicaria subsp. sativa (arugula)
Lineage: Eukaryota; Viridiplantae; Streptophyta; Magnoliopsida; Brassicales; Brassicaceae
Source: the annotation of a GenBank genome assembly
AUGAACAGUGACCCCUACGACAAGAUGGGUACGAUAGUUAGAGUUGUACAAGGCUUAUGGGAGAAGACGGCGACGGGGGAGUGGUGGUUUUCUGAAAACCCCAUCACCGAGAACGAUAUUGUUGUUAUAAACCACGGCGAUCCGUUCGAAGGUGUUGUGGAGAUGAUUCGUAUAAGGCUUGAACUAGGGGUGCUUACUCCAGUUGCCUUAACAUAUCGGGUCCAUGAUAUGAUCCUCCUUCCACCGAAUAAUGUUGCAACCGAUGCAGAUGUGGAGACAAUGUUGACUGCAACGAAGUUUAUGACGACACCGGUAUUGUGCGUGACAAGUGGCCCUGAACUUGUCGCUAAAUAUCAAUUUCUUUGUCGCUCACCUUUCAGAAUUGGUGAGACAAGUUUUCUAGACGCGGGGAUAACAGAAGAAGAACAUCACGCAGCCAUAAGAAAUCUCGUUGGGGGACACCCCAUUGUUUGCAGCCAACCAGUCUUGGAGAUGAUGUUCAAUGAACCUCAACUGCUUAGUGUUUUUCGUAUUACUCUUGAGAUAGAGCUGGUUUACGCACCAACUGCUGAAGAUAUGGCCCAGUAUCCGCACUUAACGUAUGAAGAUAUUAUUUCCAUAGAGGAAGGUGAAACCAUGAACGCCGACGCCCAAAUCCACAACGCCAACAACCACGAAGAAGAUAACGCGCUAGUCCAUGUCUCCCCGUCCCCCCGUCCAACAAACGGUUCGGCAGGACUUCCCAUUGGACCGUCUCUCAGAAUCACAGCGCCCCAAACACCAACAUCUGUUCUAGUUGUUGAUGAAGCAGAGGCAUCUUACACCGGUUCGUCGGACGGUUUUAACAUCAAUCCAACUAACCAUGUCUCCCCUCCACCCAUUCCAAUGGCAGAAAACGUUAUACUCAUCUCAAGCACUGGCGAAGGAGGAGACGCGACACCGGCUUUACAAAAUGUCAACACCGCUCAAGAAAGCCAUGUCACCAAUGGUCGAACCGGUCGUCACAAUGGAGAACCAAGUCUUGAUCUCACACUUGCCAUCGGAAUAAAUAACAAUCUUGGCAGUGAAAACAUCAUCAACAUAGAGGACACCGAUUCUGAAGCUGACGGGGACAGUGGUGGGUUUGGGUCUGAUCCUUUCUUUUAA